CGGGGCCUGGCAGCUCGGCCGAGCCGCCGCAGAGCUCGCGGGCAGCUCCAGUGUCUUUAACCACCACGGCCUGCGCUCCCGCCCGGGAGCCGGAUCUACAAUCCGCUCCUCCCGCCCCGGAGCAAAGGCGCUUGUUGCUCGCCGGCCAAAGCGGGAGCUACUGCCGGGAAGCGAGGCUGCCGCCUGCUCCGUGCGCCCCACCUGCCCGAGAGCGGUUCGCAGGGGGUUCCGCGGCGCGGCGGGGCAGGCGGCGUGGGUGGCCGGGGACCGCACCCCCGCCUGCAGUCUCGGCGCCCGCAGCCGGGAGACAUGCGUCGCUGCCCCCUGCCCGGCCCCGCCGCCCGCGCCGGGACUGGGGGCCCCGCGAAGCCCGCGCCCGCAGACUCGCCCUAGAAGCCCGGGAGCGGCGGGGCCUCCGCGGAGGCGCCGGUAGCCGAGCGGGGUGCGGGGAGGGGCGCGCAGGUGGCCUCCGCCCCCGUUCGGGGAGGGGCUGCGCCGAUGACCCCGGUGGUGGUUUCGCUUUCCCGUCUCGCCGCCGCGUGAGCCUGGGUCCGCAGCGUGAUGGGCAACCAGGUGGAGAAGCUGACCCAUCUAAGUUACAGGGAAGUUCCCACGGCCGACCCCACGGGCGUGGACCGGGACGACGGGCCCCGCAUCGGGGUCUCCUACAUCUUCUCCCAGGACGACGAGGACGGGGAGCCGCAGCCCCCGCCCCCCGGGCCCGAGGGCCGUGGGGCGCCCGACGGUGGGAACGGGCCGCAGCCCCCCGCCCCGCAGCCCUACGACCCGCGGCUGCACGAGGUGGAGUGCUCGGUGUUCUACCGGGACGAGUGCAUCUACGAGAAGAGCUUCGCGCCCGGCUCGGCGGCGCUCAGCACCUACACCCCCGAGAACCUGCUCAACAGGUGCAGCCCCGGCGACCUGGUGGAGUUCGUGUCGCAGGCGCAGUACCCGCACUGGGCGGUGUACGUGGGCAACUUCCAGGUGGUGCACCUGCACCGGCUGGAGGUGAGCAACAGCUUCCUGACCGACGCGAGCCAGGGCCGCCGCGGCCGCGUGGUCAACGACCUGUACCGCUACCGGCCACUGAGCCCCGGCGCCGUGGUGCGCAACGCGCUGGCGCACGUGGGCGCCAAGGAGCGAGAGCUCAGCUGGCGCAACUCCGAGAGCUUCGCCGCCUGGUGCCGCUACGGCAAGCGCGAGUUCAAGAUCGGCGGAGAGCUGCGCAUAGGCAAGCAGCCCUACCGCCUGCAGAUUCAGCUCUCAGCGCGGCGCAGCCACACGCUGGAGUUCCAGAGCCUGGAGGACCUGAUCAUGGAGAAGCGGCGCAAUGACCAGAUCGGGCGCGCCGCGGUGCUGCAGGAGCUCGCGCUGCACCUGCACCCCGCCGAGCCGGAGGAGGGCGACCGCCACGCCUCGCGGACUACGCCGCCUCCUGGGCGCCCUCCGGGCCUGGCUUCCGAGGAGGAUGGAGAGGUGGCGGCGCCCUGAAGGCUUUGGGCUGAGCGCAGCUGCUGUCCUCUUCCUCUUCUCCCUCCUGCCUCCUCGGCCACCUGGGCCUUUUGGAAAACGGAGAGUUGGUGAAAUGCGCGGUCGGCUGUGGCUAGGGGAGGAGGAGGGGACUGGGAACAGGUAGGAGCACCUGGGCUGGACCCCGGCUUUCCUUAUGCCCCUGGCUGCCUUUCUCCCAAGGCAGACUGGACUUGCUAGACACUUAAUCCCUGCGGGGUCUGGAUCCCAAAGUGACCCUUAUGCAAACAAGGCUGGGAAAAAUUCGCAGUGUCAGUGUCUGCCGCUGCCUCCUCUAGCUUUGCCUUGCGCUUGAGCUCAGGAUUCCUUGUAGGAGGCCAGAGGGGGGGCCCCCUUGGGCCGGCAGUGAGAGCUGUUUGUCUUCUCCCCUGCUGAGCUGGGCCAGCGCUCAGGAAGGCUGAUGUGAUUAAUUAAUGGGAUUCCUGGGGCGCAGGGCUGGUGAAACCAUGACCAGGGCUAGGAGCAGCAGACCAAAACGGAGCAGCUUCCUAUUUAGUGUAACAAAUAGUUGCACAAACUCUGGCUACAAACAAAGACUUGGCUCCCUCCCUAGAAAUUCCUCUUGAGGAGGCUCAUGGUGGAGUCUUCCCCUUCCCAGGUUACAAGUAAAUCGCUGUCCAGGGCCAGCCCGCCUGGGAAGGAUUCACUUAAGGUCCUGUGCCACCGCCUUUGUUUUUUCUGCCUGCCUUGUAGGCGCUCAUGGCUGUGUCAUUUGUUAUCGAAGGAGGGGAUCGCCUUUGUGUCUCCGGUCUAAUGAAACCUGCUUGGCAGGGCAUCGCAGGGGAGGGUGCAAAUGGGCUGGCCAGUGCCACCCUGCGCAGUACCCUCUAAGGAGACAGCCAUAUAGUCCGGCUCUGUCCAGAGUUAAUGUCCACCUCUCCCGUCGUCCUGAAUCGGGAAGGUAGCCCUUUUUAUAAACAAGGUGCUGGGUGGUGGUGAUUCCCUUGAAGUUUUAAUUCUUUGUUCCUCUUUCUGGCCCAUCUCCCUGACCCUCACUUCCUUUGGUGGUAAAAUCCAGGGCUUGAGACAUACUUCAGUGGAAACGUGCUUAUUUUGCCAGGCACCUUUGGAAUUUAAUUCAAGGUGUAAAGUCUCGGUAUGGCAGGCAGUCUCCUCAUUGCUUGGAGAUCACUCCUUCAGCAGCCUCUUAAGGAGUGACGGAGUCCCCCUGCCACCUGGUGUGGUCAGCACAGACUCAGGUGCUUUGGGAUGGGGCUUUAAAUGCCUCCGUGGGUGUGCCCUUUACCAGUGCUAUCUCAAAAAUUGAGUAUACUUUGAGGGGGUUUUGCCCCUCUUGGGAGUUACUGUGUACUACACUGUGGAGUUCAUUUUGUGACCUAACUUUUACAGUUGAAAUAGAAUUGGACUUGAGCAGUCUGCAGCCAUGGUCGUCUUGGUUGCAGGUUUUCUAAAGCAAGGCAACACAACUUGAAAGAUUUUUUUGUGUACUUACUGUUUUUAGACAUGGGAAUUGAGGCCAUAAUUUUUGGAAGUCUAGAUCUCCGUAGCACCUCAUGAAGCAUGAUGGAACCCCUUCCUUGGUAGGGCCUUAGCUGUGUCCCUGAUUUUCAUAGUGAUUGCCACACAGGUGCUGUCCCUUUGGUUGUCAGGAUGAACCACAUUCUAGCCUUGGAAGAAAACUGAUCUCCUGUUGGAAAGUAGACCUAGUUUCUCUAUUUCAGUCUCCCGGCUGUGUGUGUAUGUUCCCCUGCCCAUGAAAAGCAGAACAAGGUAAGCCUGAGUAAGACCCUUAGGAGGCCCUACCCCAGCAGGUUUGUGUGAGUGAAAGUUGAAAGUGAUGCGUACGAGGGAGGAGAAUGGCACUGGGGCUGGACAGCUUUGUCCAGUUCCUGCAUCCCCAUAUUUUUCCUCUGGCCCUCGAAGUCUGAUCUCUUUGAGUGACUUUAUGUUACAACGGAUGAGGUGCGUUUGGAGUUCUGGACUCCAAGGAAACCUGUAAGAUCCAACUCAAGUAGCAUUUUAUCUUUAGAGAAGAGGUUUUUGAUAACAGGGCUUAAAAAUGAACUAGAUCUGUUCCUGAUGCUGAUUUCUGGUGUGCAGUGGCAGUGUUUCCACAAGGUACCAAGAGAUGCAAACUGAGUAAUACUCGGGAAUGGGAUGCGUUCUUAGGUGUCUGAUGCGUAAAGAACUACCUGGAAAGAGCUCCAGGAAAGGGAAUCAAAACAAUUCUUGGGUCUUUCCUUAAGAUGGCAGUAUUGUGGAGAAGUGAUUUUUUUUUUAAUACCUUGGCAAUGGCUACAUCUAGCACUUUAGGGAAAAAAAUGAGUAUAUUUAAUAAUUUUUGUUUCUCCUUAGGAGUAAGAAUAGAACAGUUUUGUACUGUGAAUUACAGAUGCUCUUUGAAGGAAAGAAAUAUCGAUUCUGAAGUUCUUCAGAAGCUCUGGCAGUGAUGAGCAGGAUAUCGACUGGAAUAUAUGCGAAAGGAAAUCAGACAAAUUCUAUUUUCUUACUGAGCAAAUAUUUUAUUGAGCCUGCUUGUGUGUUUCAGAGGAGUCCACAACUUCAGCGACACAUUUUUUGUACUGAAAAAACUCAUACUUUUUGUAGCUUUUAUUCCUCAUUUAAUUUAAAAUGACUUUAACACUAAAUGCCUCUCAGAAUACUUUAUUCCAGACUUUAAGAAAAGUUUUAGUUUUUCGAAAAAUGAUACUUCAGUGGUUAACCUCCUGUGUUUGGUGCUUUUGACCCUAAUAGCACCAUUGGACAACACCACAACCACAUGGAAACAUAUUUUUUGGAAGCAGAACUUUAAUUUUUUAUGACAUAUGCUAUGGAAAGCUAAGAAAAUUUAAGGACUACUUGUUUUGUAUUUUUUUUCUUAAAAAAAUGGGAUCCACUGUGUUGAAGACUCUUGAUAAUUAUGUGCUUGUCUAACCAUUUUUUUAUAUAAAUUAGAAUACAGUCUAGCGUGAUCAUGGUCAUAAAAUAAAUUUUUUUGGAAAGUUAGAUUUCAUUUGUGAGUUUUUAAAAAUCAGAAUAACUAUAAACUUGACUGGUUUAUUCAUUAUAUUUUUUUCUUGGCUAUAAUGCUUGUGACCCAUGGAAAAUUACAUUAACUUACAGGAUAGACGUCAGUGCAUUUUAUUUCCCAAUGAGUUGUAUAAAUUUUAUUUUUCUUGAAGGUUGUAUGUUAAAUCAAAGUUAAUGUUCUUCCACUACUUCUUGAGAAGGAAGUUCCAAUUUGAAAUUGUAUCAUUUCCUUCAAAAUGAAGGGCAGUGCUUAGUUAAAUAAAAGAUUGAUGAUAUCUUUUAA
Molecule: messenger RNA, 4804 nt
Organism: Heterocephalus glaber (naked mole-rat)
Lineage: Eukaryota; Metazoa; Chordata; Mammalia; Rodentia; Bathyergidae
Source: RefSeq, a predicted model, not a curated record